This is a messenger RNA of Manis pentadactyla (Chinese pangolin), 1300 nucleotides long. RefSeq lists its product as uncharacterized. Gene Ontology annotation, biological process: small GTPase-mediated signal transduction. The coding region runs from base 138 to 884 and encodes 248 amino acids. NCBI's taxonomy places the organism in Eukaryota, Metazoa, Chordata, Mammalia, Pholidota, Manidae. The transcript is spliced from 4 exons. The record is from RefSeq and is a predicted model, not a curated record. Gene Ontology annotation, molecular function: guanyl-nucleotide exchange factor activity.
GCAGGACGAGCAACUGGGGCCCACGCUUUCAGAGCUGGAAGGUGAGGGGCUGCGGCCAGGGGACCGUCUAGGGUGGGCUUCCCAGACUGGGGUUCCCUUCAAGGCACUGAGGGCUCUUCAAGAUGUCAUUGUAAGUCAUGCGAAAUCAGCCCCGGGGUGACCCUUUCUCUGUGUCCUGCGCUCCAGACCCACGGCAGACGCAGCUGGCUCCAGAGACAAAGGGAAGGCUGGCUUCGUGGCUACAGCGAGUCCAGGCGCUCUUUCAGACCCCUGUGCGGGAGCUACGGCCAUUGUCAUCCGCCUCAGCCCCUGCAGAGCUGGAGGACAUCCCAGCAGAGGCCUCAGCUCUGAGGCAAGGACCCAAGCUGGAGCCCCAGGAGCCCUCAGGCCUGGUGCGCAGAGCAACUGCCGUGAUGGUACCAGGCCUUACAGAGCCAGAGCCAUGUCCAGACCCCAUGAGCCCCUGGGACAUCCCAGGAGUGGUUUCAGCCCCGGUGCCAGGCCCCGAGCUGGAGCCCCAUGAGCCCUUGGUCCCGGGUCCCGUGGCACCUGCAGGAAUGGCACCGGGACUGGCAGAGCCAGAGGCGGACCCGGAGCCCACCCGCGCCUGUGUCGCCAUCACCCGGCACGUGUGGAGGAAGGAGGAGUGGACCAUUCUGGCAUUUCCCCAUGGCCUGGUGGCCGAGCAGCUGACCCUGAUCUGUGCGUUCCCUGUCAUCCAAAGUGAGAUCACCAUGCAGAGGAAGCUGGCCAAGGUGUAUGACCUGGAGCCUGAUGAGCGCUUCCGGUGCUUUGCCCAGGCCGUGGAGCCCCUGGAUGAGGAGGAGAGCUACAGCCUGUCCUGCCAGCUGGAGCCCCCAGGCCAGGGGGCCGGCAGAAAGUGACUAUUCUUCAGGCCCCACAAGAUGUAAAUUUACCAGCCGGCCAGGGCCAGCUGCUGUCAUCGGGCCCGCGGCCCUGCUGGUGUCCUGGCUGCAUGUGGAGGAGAGCUGCUUCCCCUUCGGGCAGGCGGCCCCUGGCGCCCCAGGACCCCAGUCUGCUUGCUGCUCCUCCUCCUCCCGCUGCUCAUCCUGAGCCUCUGCUGGGGCAGCUGCUCUGGCACCUCCUCCGUCGGCCGACUUCGGCAUCUCCCCGGGCUGCCGCUGCCUCCUCAAGGGCCUGUACGUAGCCCCUGCCAACCUGGCCGCCUUCGUGCUGUGUCCUACCCUCUGCUCGUGGCCCGCUGGACAAAGGCGAGCCACCCCACCGUGUGGAGGGUUUUCCCCUUAGAGUAGGUGGUCUCCCGCCGUGACGCCAAACA